This is a messenger RNA of Hibiscus syriacus, 600 nucleotides long. RefSeq names its product ethylene-responsive transcription factor ESR1-like. Gene Ontology annotation, biological process: regulation of DNA-templated transcription. NCBI's taxonomy places the organism in Eukaryota, Viridiplantae, Streptophyta, Magnoliopsida, Malvales, Malvaceae. Gene Ontology annotation, molecular function: DNA-binding transcription factor activity; DNA binding. The record is from RefSeq and is a predicted model, not a curated record. The transcript is spliced from 2 exons. The coding region runs from base 1 to 600 and encodes 199 amino acids.
AUGGAAGAAGUAUUUAAGAGCCUACAGGGCAUGACUUAUAUCUCCGACCCAAAUGCCAGUGACUCCAUCACUAACUAUACAAAGAAGAGCGCCGCCGCCUCAACAGAUACCGCUGCCGUGGGGGCGUUAUCUGCUGAGAUACGAGACCCCCAGUCCAAGGAACGGCGUUGGCUCGGGACUUUUGACACCGCCGAGGAGGCUGCAUGCGCCUACGACUGUGCAGCUCGAGCUAUGCGUGGGAUCAAGGCUCGAACCAAUUUCGUCUACCCGGCGACGGAGCCUCACUCGGCGAGCGAUCAUUUCCUUCCACCUUUUACCUUCUCGAAGCAGUCACAGUCAUCCAGCAGGGACAUUAACUGCAUCCGUCAUCAGUUUGGCCAAUCUUCUAACUGGUCAUCGCUGGCAAACCAACAUUCCGGUGACUUCUCCGUUGGGUCUUCUGCUCAAAGAAACGCUUCUCCGAACAUGGUUUUAUUCCGCAACCUUUUGAAUUCAUCUAAUUCAUCUCUCCACGCGCCUCCUCCUCAGUCUCUGGCGGACUAUAUUCCAUUAAUCCACGGAAAUGCUUCCUCUUCUUCGUUUUCUUUCACUUUUAGCUAA